Molecule: messenger RNA, 1472 nt
Organism: Gymnodraco acuticeps
Lineage: Eukaryota; Metazoa; Chordata; Actinopteri; Perciformes; Bathydraconidae
Gene: tssc4
Product: tumor suppressing subtransferable candidate 4
Exons: 2
Coding region: 1-996 (331 amino acids)
Source: RefSeq, a predicted model, not a curated record
AUGUGUGCUUCGAGCCUUGCAGUUGAGAUGAGUGAUCAGAAAAAUGGCGGUGACCACGAGGAUGACUUAGACGAGCUGUCUGCCAGUGAUGAAUCUGAGCCUGAAGGAGGACUCAGCAGUGCUCCGUUUGACCCCGAGCUGGACGACGAUGAUGAUGAUGAUGAUGAUGGGGGGGAGGUUGUGCUCUCUGCUCCUCCUGCUGGACGCCUCGUUCAGAGUCCAUUCAGUCUGAGAGGAGGGGGCUCGGCGUUCUCAAACCGCAGCCACAGCAUCUUUGAAUGUCUGGACAGUGUGGCCCGCCUCGCCUCCUCCUCCGCCUCUUCUUCUUCCUCCUCCUCUUCCUCCUCCUCUCAGAACCACCGCCCCGUUUCAGACGGAGUGUUCGCCCGUCCUCUGCCUCCACCUCCCAGCAGGAAGACGAGUCAGCCUGCGCCCAGCUCCCCCACACCAGCGAAGAAGAGAGGAGUCCCCGACUACCUGGUGCACCCUGAGCGCUGGACCCGCUACAGCCUGGAGGAUGUGACGGAGACCAGCGAGCAGGGCAACACCAGGGCCGCCCACAACUUCCUGUCCAGCCUGCAGCAGAGCAAGGAGCCGCAGGAGAGUGCUGGGGACUCAAACCUCCAACACAAGAUGGUCUUCUCCAGACCCAGCGGGCUGAAGGAACAACCUGCAGAUCCACCCACAGCUGCUACAGGCAGAGAUAAGGAGGCCCGCCUCCGGCUCCUGGAGGAAGAGGAGUGCAGGAAGAAGGACACACGCCUCAGUCAUCUGGAGGAAGAGGAUGCCGUAGAAGAGAAAGAAAUGGCUGAAGCAAGGAGAACCGAGCAGAGGGGAGGAAAUGCUGAGGAAAAAGACACAAGGGCAGCUGUGGGGGGGGCAGAGGAGGAGAAGAAGAAGGUUCAGAAAGGUGUGCAGGAAGGGGAGGACGUCCCCUCCUUCAGGAAGACCAAGCGUAAGAACUACAGGACGAGCGCAGGACAGGAGGACAACUGACUGUUCAUGGUUCAUUUCAAUGUGCUGACAUUACUGUUCUCAGAGCAGCUUCAGCCAACACUGAGCUCUGGAGUGAACUAUCUGUUUCCAUGUCAUCAGGCCUGGCUUACCACUCAGUAAAGUAGGCUAGUUUUACACCCACGGCUGAGGAGUGUUUCUUUCAUUUCCUGGCUUCAUGUUGUUGUGUUCCAAUGUAAAGUGUUGUCUGUUCAAGAGUCAGACGUGGUGUUAGCAUCAGCUCAAUGAGCCACAGCGGAGCGCUAACAGUGAGACGCUGCCUCUGUCUGACAUCAAAAUGCCAUUGUGACUAUCAUAUUAACUGUUAUAUGUGCUGAAAAUAAAAACAAGCAUGAAGAGGGGCUGGGUUUAAACGGAGGGCUGAACCUGGGAGGGGAUUAGAUUCAGUGUUGUCUUAAAAUGUCUUGUUGCAUGUUCUGUAUUUUGGAAUAGUCUUAAAUAAAAAAUAUUGAUUUGUA